CCUCCCACCUUUUUUUCUCCUCUUUUCAACCCCUCCCUCCAUCUUUCUCUCCCAUCCGUUCUCUCCCCUUUUAAAUUAGGCUCAUUCUUUCAGCCUGUUCUCCCUCUGAGCGUUUCUGCUCCACUCAGCUCCUGUGAAAACUCCCUGUCUGUGUGUGUGUGUUUGAACUCUCAGUGUGUGUGUUAAGAGGAGUUUUAUGUGUGUGCACAGCGCUCUGUUUCUUUUUUUUUUUUUUUAAGAGGAGCUGAAGUGCAGUCGUUCAUCAGUGUGGCUGACUGCAGCCAGGGGAAUACUCAGAUCUCUGCGUCGCUUUUCAACUUACAGCUGCUUAUAGGACUUUUUUUUUUUUAAAGAUUAAAUGGACUUUUAUUUUUCACCAAGCCAGGACUGCAGAGCUGCUCACUCUUUCUCUCAUCUUCACUGGAAUUACCAAUAUUAUUUUUUCCAGAGGUUCUUCCAGGAUUGCUAAAUUUGGUUUUUUGUAUUUACCCGCUUUCUGAGUUCUAUUGCGAUUUAAGUAAUUAAGAUUUCAUCCUCCUUACCUACUUUGACUUGAGAAAUGUUAAACCUUUAAUGGAAAUUAAGAGCUCAGCAAGAGUGAAAAGGUGUGCAUGAGCAAUAACUUUGAUAGUACCAACGACAGAAAAGUUUUUCACAUACUGGAAUCGAUAAGUGCAACAAGAGGCAUGAAGGGCUCAGGUGGAUGCUGAUCCUCACCAGGACAAUUCUGAGUCUUUGCAGAUUUUUAUCUCUUGGAACUGGAUGGGAAGGUCCCUGUGUCCAGGCGGAAUGAUUUUGUCCUGUCUCGGAUGUGAGAGGUGAUCUGGGUCGUCCUUCAAAAGAGGACCAGAGGAUAUUUCCAGAAAACUCUUGGGAAUAAGUCUGACGACAACCACAAGCCAGGAUACCUGUUUUUUGGUUUUUUUUUUUUUUUCAAUUAGGAGAAACACUUUGCGUGAUGAUGAAAUAGAACUGGACAGGAACCAGAUAAAUAAAUCAUCUCUCGGUACAAAUACUCAGCACUCAAAGCGGCCAAAGCCACUAAACACUAGCUUUUGAUAGAAAGCGGUUUGUGAAAAGAGUGCCAAAAUGAUGACCAUGAUGAUGAUGAUGAUGGUCACCUGCAGCUCUCUGUUGGUGCUCGGGAUGGCUGCUGCUUACUCUUCUUCCAGCUCAGUAACCCGUGCUUCAUCUUCAUCCUCCUCCUCAUCUUCCUCAUCCUCCUCUCCCACCUCCUCCUCCUCACCACGCAUGAAACUUUCAUAUAAAGAAUUGCAACAGUACCAUGGCGUGCGGCGAUUUGAGCUGGAGCGCUCCUGCUGUUUCAGCGCCAUGCUGCUGGACGAAGAGAGGGGCAGGCUGUUUGUAGGGGCCAAAAACUUCUUGCUAUCACUCUCAUUGGACAACAUUGCCAAACAAGAACAUAAGAUCUAUUGGCCAGCUCCUGUUGACUGGAGAGAGGAGUGUAAUUGGGCUGGCAAGGACAUUACUUCUGACUGUGUGAACUAUGUGAAGAUUGUGCACCACUAUAACCGAACCCACCUGUACGCCUGUGGAACCGGGGCUUUCCACCCUACCUGUGCCUUUGUGGAAGUGGGACACAGAAUGGAGGACCAUGUGUUUAGGAUCGACCCCUCUAAGGUUGAGGACGGGAAAGGGAAGAGUCCAUACGAUCCUCGACACAAUGCUGCCUCUGUGCUAAUCGGUGAUGAGCUUUAUGCAGGUGUAGCCACAGACUUAAUGGGACGAGACUUCACCAUCUUCAGAAGUCUGGGCAAACGUCCCUCGAUUCGCACCGAACAGCACGACUCACGCUGGCUCAAUGAACCAAAGUUUGUUGGCUCCUUUUGGGUCCCUGAGAGUGAAAAUCCAGACGACGACAAGAUAUUUUUCUUCUUCCGGGAGACAGCGGUUGAAGCUCAAGGUUUGGGAAAGUCCACUUACUCACGCAUUGGACAGUUAUGCAGGAAUGACAUGGGUGGACAGAGAAGUUUGGUGAACAAAUGGACAACAUUCCUCAAGACCCGUCUUAUCUGCUCAGUACCAGGAGCUGAUGGCAGUGACACUUACUUUGACGAGCUGCGGGACGUGUUCUUGCUGCAGACAAGGGACAAAAAGAACCCUCUGGUUUAUACUGUCUUCUCUACUUCCAGCAGUGUGUUUAAAGGCUCAGCUGUGUGUCUUUACUCCAUGAAUGACAUCCGGAGGGCCUUCCUGGGGCCCUUUGCACACAAAGAGGGGCCUAACUACCAAUGGGUCCCUUUCCAGGGAAAAGUGCCCUAUCCCCGCCCGGGAAUGUGUCCCAGUAAGACGUUUGGGAGCUUUGAUUCCACAAAAGGUUUCCCAGAUGAUGUGAUCCAGUUUGCCCGUCACCACCCUCUGAUGUACAACCCGGUGUACCCCAUGAAUCGACGGCCUGUGUUUGUCAGAACCAAUGUGGAGUACAGCUUCACACAGAUUGCCGUGGACAGAGUCAAUGCUGCUGAUGGACAGUAUGAUGUCAUGUUCAUCGGAACAGACAAAGGGACAGUCCUGAAGGUGAUCAGUGUCCCCAAGGAGAGCUGGAACAACAUGGAAGAACUUUUACUGGAAGAGCUGGAGGUCUUCAAGGAUGCCUCAUCUGUUAUUAACAUGCAGAUCUCAUCCAAACGGCAACAGCUGUAUGUCGGCUCGGACACAGGAAUCGCCCAAGUCCCACUUCACCGGUGCAGUGUUUACGGAAAGGCUUGCGCCGAGUGCUGCCUGGCCCGAGAUCCAUACUGCGCUUGGGACGGAACAUCCUGUACUCGUUACCUACCGAAUACAAAGAGACGUUUCCGUCGACAGGAUGUAAGGAACGGAGACCCCAACACCCUUUGCUCAGGAGAUCACCACAAGCAUCGUGUUGCGGAGAAGAAGCUGUAUGGAGUUGAAGGAAGCAGCACUUUCUUGGAGUGUAUCCCAAAAUCGCUUCAGGCCAGAGUCACCUGGACUUAUCAGAAACAACCACAAAACCCACGAGAGGAGGUACGUCUUGAUGAACGUAUCCUGCAGACAGACAGGGGCCUACUGAUUCGUCGGGUUCUCAAGAGAGAUGUCGGGGUCUACCAAUGCCACGCUAUGGAGCACGGAUUCACCCAAACAUUGCUGGGCAUCACUUUUGAAGUCGUACCAUCGACAUCUUCCUCCAACUCCAAUCUUCCCUCCGACUCCCCGGUUCGAUUAGAUCCUCGUAGCGGAAGUGGUCCCUCAAUGACCAAUCAAAAGCUUUGGUAUCGGGACUUCAUGCAGCUGGUGGACCACCCUAACCUCAGCACUGUUGACCAAAUUUGUGAGCAAGUUUGGGCACGGAAGCAUGCUGGUGCUGACCAGGUGUCAAAGAGUUUUGAGUCUCCAAGGAAGGAGAUUGUACCUUUGGGUCCUGCUGUCCGACCGGCCAAUAAGAAGUGGAAACAUCUCCAGGAGAUCCGAAAGGGGAGAAACCGCAGGACCCAUGAUGGGAAACCGAGCUCUCGGGCACCGCGCAGUGCUCGGGAGUAACGAUGACGAGAAACAGAUGGAAAAGAGUGAGAGGGAGAGUGAAAGAAAGUAACUGAGAGACCAGGUUCUCAUGGAGGUGUUCACAUAUACAAAUGCACACAUAAAGACAUGCACAGACACACACCACCUCCUGUAUUGUGUUUAUUUAUCUAUGGAUACCACCACUAUAUGGUACACCAUCCCCCUGAAUCCUCAUCCCUGUGACCAGCUUCCUGCAUGUGCUGCCUUACUGCCCAAACUGAUUCUGCACGAUCCCUUUACACUGCUUCAAUAGGAUAGUCACGUGUACUAGCAAAUACGCCAGAGGAAAUUCACCCUCAUGAGGAGGCAAUAAACUGACACCCCCAUCUAAAGCUGAUUCUACAAGCCAUUCACACUACUUUAAUAGUUAGUGUACUAUCUGUUACUCUCUGGACAACAUGCUACAACUACUCAUGAAUAUUCCUAAAGGUUUUGAGAAGCACUCUUCAAUAUAUAACAUUUCUUUAAGUGACCUAAAUACAGACAGAAUGGAGAAAGUGACAACUGGAACAAUGAUGCAAAAAUAUAGUCUUGAACUGAAAACAAGUAAUUAUGUUUAAAAUGUAUGUGCAUGUUGCAUUGACAUUUGUAAAAACCAGAGUAAUUGAAAAACAUCUUUCUGUGCUCCCCCCCCCUUCCCCCUUUCAUUCUUAUCACCGCUUGUCAUUUGUACAAAUUACACCAUGGAGCCAUGAGGAGUUACCAGCACCUGUGGAACGCAUAAUUAUGUGUGGAAAUGUUAUAAAUUUGUUGUGGGGUUGGAUUCUUGAGUCAGUUUUAUUUUUGGAGGUGUUUCCAUUGACACAUUGAGUUUGUAUCAUCAUAAGCAACAGACUUAAAACAAGAGAUGCACCGAUCCGGGGUUUCUGGCCAAUUUUUGAUAACUAAAGCUUUGACCUGCCAAUGCGAAGCUUCACCAGUUCCAUAUAACGUUUUAGAGGCAUGUUUUGAUGAUGAGACUUUCGGAAGCAGAGGAGAGACACUUCCAGGUUGGGUUGACACGCUGGUGGUUUAAGCAAAAGUCUGGUCAUUUCAAAAGGUAUGACAGUGUCUCUUUCAGAGAGAAGUGUGACUUACCAGUCCUUUUGAUAUCAGCUUUUAGGCUUCUGUAUGAUUGGUGUCAGACUGGUUUUCUGUGAGAGGUUGCUCUUUGUCAACAACUCGUUUUAUGACCUCUACGGACAGAAUUUCUUGGUACAGAGAAGGUAUUGAGGGAAUCCUUUUUGGUAACCUCUGCUUUUUGCAGAUGUUGUGGUUCUGUUGAUUUCAUCAAACUGUGACCUCAGACUAUCACUGGCACAAUUCAUAGCCAAAUGCGAAUCAUUCAGGAUAAAAAUCAACACCUCAAAAUCCUAGAUAAUAACCUAGAAAAGAGUGAAAUCAAUGUUUUAUCCAGGGCAGGAAUGAAGUGGAGUUUAAGUAUCUUGAGAUCUUAUAUAUGAAUCAGGGAAAAUGGAGCGGGAGAUCAACUUUGUCCAGUACUGCAAGCUCUGUACAUGCCCAUUAUGGCGAAGAAAGAGCCGAGCUGAAAAGCGAAACUCCUGAUUUACUGGUUGAUCUACGUUCUUAUCCCUCAUCUACAAUAAAAGCUUUCAGUAGUCACCAAAAAGAACAGCAUUGUGGAUACAAUUGGUCGAAAUGAGUUCCCUUCACAGGGUGUCUGGGCUCUGACUUAGAGAUGGGGUGAAAAACUUAGUCAUCUGGGAGGAACUCAGAGUCACUGCUCUUCCACAUUGAGAUAACCCAGUUGAGGUGGAUAAGGCGUCUGUUUCCAGGAUGUAUGCGCUUCAUAGUGUUUGAUAGAAAACAUGUCAACCAAUUUAAUCACCAGUUUCCACUGAGUUCCAUUCAAAAGUUACUGGCAAUUGAAGAAACAGUAAUUCUAUAUAGUGAUAUAGUUCUAGACUUAAAUUGUUACAGUUUCAAACCCAGCGGUCAACAGGUGAGGUGGUCAAGCUAAAAAUCAACCAUUUCCAAUCACCAGAUGUCAGAAGUCUUCCUCGGUGCAUCUCUGAUCAGAAUAGUUAUUUCAGUCAGCAUAUAUGGUCUUAGUUAGGAACAAGUCAUUACUGGCCUCUUGAUAAAAAAUCCAAUUGCUGGUUAAAACCACUAGAGAGUGUGUAAUGAUAGAUAUAGUCAUAUUCCAUAAAGUGGAAAAAGAAUUAGAUGUUAACGAAACAGCAAAAGCUGGAAGAAACAACUAAAACAAAUAAAUCAAUCUAUUAAAAAACAAUUUGACAAUACAAUUAGGAACCAAAUUAGAGCACAAAAAAUUACAAAUAAAAUAAUUUGGAUAUAAUUCAGAACAGUAAUUCUUACAGACUGUCGAUCUUUUUGCUUCCAGCAUUUUUGGCAUUGAAGAUAAAUAAUGAGAACUGUGGUUUGUGGGGAAAAUGAUAAAUAUGGUAGGAAAGGUGAGAGGAAAGGGCGAAGAUUCAAGCAGACUCAAAAUAUGACAACCCAUGUUUUUGGGCUACAGAACAGUUUAUAAAUAUAUAAAUAUAUCCAUAUUAGCAUGAUAUUUAUGAGUGAGAAUAAAGUUUCUCUUUUCUGUAUACUAAGCAGUACAACAUGUCUUUCACACUGUUCAAUCCUAAAUUGUUAGUGAUACAUAGAUAUGCAGUUGAUAUACAACUGAGCACAGGAUUCCUAGUUCAGCACACUAAAUUCAUUUUCUACAGAUUUUGAAAAAAAUUAUUCUACCCUUUGUAAUCACUUGUUGUGUAGUGUUGCAGUCAUUGAAAUCAUUGGAUGCUGCUUGAGGGAAUGAACUCCAGCUAAAGGACAUUUAUUACAGCAAGAUUUUCCUUUUUAAAUGUCUUAGUCUCUAGGUGUUUUAUUUGUAAAGAAACCAUAUUUGUUGGUUGUUUGUGAUGACAUGGUGUGUGUAGCCUGCCCCCUAGUGUUUAUUGCUUGAAAAGGCUCAGAUAAGGAGCCUGUCUGUGGUACUUUGAUAUGUCAUAACCAGUAUGCAAGAAAGAAACUGGUGGGUCUUCUUAGAUAAAACACGUGUUUAUAUUUUGCAGAAAUAAAAUCUGUACUGAUAUGUUUUGUGCUGCUACCACCAAAUAUCAUGAUUUUAAUCAAAUUAUCUCAAGUUAGUGUAUUCAUCCCAGAUAAAAGCAAAGUGGCACAACCCGGGUCUGCGUGAGGAUUUUAGAUGUAUGAUAUCAUUGUCAUUGUUAUUUAUGUACCUUUGUUAUAGAUGUGUAAUUAAGUCUUUAAACUAAACUCAACAAAAGGGACACUCAGCAUUUCGACACCACAUUGAACAGGGCUAGAUUGAGCUAAUGAAGUGAAUUUUCAAUGCUUAAGGGAGCAGCUGGUCGGUGCUUUGGACAAAUAUGCACCAACUAAUUCUGAAGCACAAGUGAUGUCAAACAUGCCUGAGUAUCCCUUUUCACCCAGCUUUUGUUUGUGCUUGAACUUGCAUGUCUAAAGUUUGUGGCUAAUGCAUCUGACAAUGACAUGGUGACAUGAGAGAUAGCGAGGUAAAGAAAGCACAAUGUUAAUAUCAUUAUUAUUCCGAUGUAUUUAUGUGGAAAGAUAAGCUGAGUUGUUGUGGAUUUUUGUGUUUUCCUUAUAAAUGUAGAUUUAUUUCUCUAGUGUUCAUGUUCUGCUGACAAGGACUUGUCCUUAGCUUUUUUUUUAACCUUUACAGCCAAUGGAAAAGCUUUUUUUCCUGCAGACAGUGUCCAAUUAAAGUCUUUUGUUGUUCUAAAAGCCCUCUGUACCAAAUCUUCCUUAUAUCCCAAUUCUAUGUGACGUGGUGUUUUUUUUUUUAAAGCUUACUAUGAGAGGCUUUUGUGUUUGUAUGUUGAGUGAGUGCAUGUGUCUGUGUGCAAGAGUAAACUGUUCACUUGAACACAACUUGUGUCUUCAGCCUGAAGGGUUUUUGUGGACAACAGAGCUUUGUAUAUAGUGGCAAAGGUACAGUGGCGUGUUCGGAGGUCUGUAGCUGAAAGUCUGAGGUCAAAGGCCAAAGUUAAUGUGGUGCACUGUAAUAUACCUGGGUCUUUGUGAAAUGUCAUGUCAAAAUGUUUUUGAUUAAUACAAUAAAAAUAUGCAGUUA
Molecule: messenger RNA, 7612 nt
Organism: Poeciliopsis prolifica (blackstripe livebearer)
Lineage: Eukaryota; Metazoa; Chordata; Actinopteri; Cyprinodontiformes; Poeciliidae
Gene: sema3b
Product: sema domain, immunoglobulin domain (Ig), short basic domain, secreted, (semaphorin) 3B
Exons: 18
Coding region: 1090-3519 (809 amino acids)
Biological process (GO): neural crest cell migration; negative chemotaxis; axon guidance
Molecular function (GO): chemorepellent activity; semaphorin receptor binding
Source: RefSeq, a predicted model, not a curated record